AAGUCGAGCACAUAAGCUAGAGGACUCAGGGGGUUCAGGGAUCUCUGUCCCCAGAAAACCAACUACUUCCUUCUCCCUGAACCAUCUGUCAUUGCACUGUGCCUCUGGGCAAACCAUUUAACCUCUCUGCAUCUCAGUGCCGUGAACCACAAAACGGGGGGCAUAGCCCCUGGUCCUUGCAUCCCACAGGGAUGAUGGCGGAGGAGAGGAUACGAUGACAGAUAUUCUCCAUGAGCGGUAAUGCAUCGUGCCCACGUAAAUGCUGAAAGGCCACCUUCCCCCCUCCUCUGCCCUGUAGCCAUCGACGUUUCCUCUCUGGGGGGCAGUGACCCCUAUAUUUCUUGCUUAUUCUUACAGACCUGUCGUAUUGGAACACUCAUGCAGCACUUAUGAGGGACCGCUCAUUGACUUGAGGGGCUAUCUGGAUUUUCGUAUAUGAAGCUUCAUAACAUAAUACCAGAUCGUGGCUUAGGUUAGAAGGAAAAGAUCUUAAGGGGUUCAAACCCGGGAGUCAAAGCAAAAUCAUCUGCAGCCAAGAAAUUUUCCUGGCUGUCCCCAUCUGUGGUUCAGCAGCACCCACACAGACAUCUGGCCAAACGACGGGGGAGAUUCAUGUAUAUCACUUCCACUGACUACGACGUCGAAGGAAGGACCUGCUUCUGUCUGAAUUAUGGAGUCUGGUACUAGUUCUUCCAUAUGACCUUUCGUGAGCACCUUUAUGCGUAAAGCUCUUACCAAGUACAGGAUGAUCCUCUCAGGACAUUUCCCAGAAGUGAACUUCUUCAGUGACAGGCAGUGACCAGCCUGAUAUGUGCUGUCAAGUUUCUCCCAAAAAGCUUCCAGCAGGACUUUCAGCAGCACGGACUGAAAGAGCCAGUUUUACAUGCAGCCUUUCCGAGCCAGGGGUCUUAUUUAAAGAUAGCUUGGCUGAUUCCCAGAAGGCACUGCUAGGCGUACGACCCUCUGUUUAGCCAACUAGAAAUCGUGGUUUUGAAUAGCCUCAGUGUGACUGUUUUCAGCGAGAACGAGGGUACCAGAUCGCCACCGCCUGGCCGGCAGCAGCCCCAGCACGUUCACCACGGUGGAGGUGGGUGCCACGGUGAGGCAGUUCAUGGGCACUGAGCUGGCCCCAGAGUCGGCAUACAUCUUCAGGCUGCCGGCCAAGACGAGGCAGGGCUGGUCGAGCCGCUGGAGGGCCCCGUCAUCACCACUGAGAAGAGAGCCUCCAAGAGACGAGAGCCUGAACAGCCUUCUUCAGGAAUAUGGGAUCUACUACUGGGAGCUGGAGUCAGAGGUAUCCUCAGCCACCGUGUCCAAGAUGCUCAAAACCGCUUCGGCUUUACAGGCUGAGCUCCCAGCUCUGAGAAACACCGGUGUCAUGAGGUCAUCCUGAUGGCCUACAACAUCAUCGGCGAGAGCCCAGCAGCGCGCCCGUGGAGGUGUUCGUCGGCGAGGCCGUGUCAGGAGUGGGGAUUGCCUUCCUGACCGUGCCUCUGUCUCCCUUACUGGUGGUGUAGACACGGUGUGUCGACAGACAAGGUCACCUGAUGCCUGAGUUUUCUGUGACACAAGUAAUCCUUAACAUUUGCGUGGAAAGGAAACACGAGUGCCCCCGAACUCCAUCCUGUGAACAUGGGGAGACUUAACAUGAACAAGUGGAUAUAGGACAGAACAGGUGGUUAUCCAGCAGCCAUCCAUCAAAUAAAAGGAGAAUGAAGAGAGAAAAUGAAGGUCUGUCCUGGAACAGAAAUCUGAAUAUCGGAGAACAAAAUUGCAUCUGUUUCCAUAGAGUUGAAUCAAAGCUCUUUGAUCGAUUAAAAUAAUCCAUAAA
This is a messenger RNA of Mirounga angustirostris (Northern elephant seal), 1831 nucleotides long. Its product is annotated as protein sidekick-1-like. The transcript has 11 exons. The coding region runs from base 1112 to 1393 and encodes 93 amino acids. The record is from RefSeq and is a predicted model, not a curated record. NCBI's taxonomy places the organism in Eukaryota, Metazoa, Chordata, Mammalia, Carnivora, Phocidae.